CAGCACAGCCCAUCCACCGAUGAUGGGUGUCUCAGGGAUACCGGGCAGCCCGACCACGGAGAAGCUGCGGCGCGAUGGCUUUUCGCUCAGCCCUCUCAUGGGAACCUCAAGACUGGACCACUGGGAAAGGGACCACAGUAAGAGCGGUCACCAAAAGUAUCAACCCUUCAAGUCUGCCAAAGGCAGCGGCGUUCACUGGAGUACUCCGGAACGCAAAUGGGAGAAGAUGUCCAGCGCCAAGGGCAAGAACGGCUCCGCGCCCGGCUCCAACAACAACAACAAUAACAACAACAACGGCACCGGCAGCAACACGGGCGGCCAGAAACAAGAUAAUACCAACAACAACCAGGACAACAGCAACGACAACAGCAACUGGGGCGCGCAAGACGGUAACAACAACGACAACAACAACAACUGGCAAGGCGGAGACACCGCCGAACCACAGCCCUCCUCCCCCAACAUUCACCCCACAUCGACCGUGAGCAUGCCCGGCAGCUGGAAGAACUCCCCUCCACACCAGAGCAGCGACUGGCGGGACUUCACCGCGGCGCAGGGAACUCAGAAUUGGUAAGGGCGGCGCAAAAGCGGGGUGGAUUGGUCAUGUCUGCCCAUCGCCAUGCCUCUGGAGGUCCGGCUGCCCUUCCGCUGCAGCGUGGGCAAGUGGGCAAGCAA
Molecule: messenger RNA, 672 nt
Organism: Thermothielavioides terrestris NRRL 8126
Lineage: Eukaryota; Fungi; Ascomycota; Sordariomycetes; Sordariales; Chaetomiaceae
Exons: 1
Coding region: 20-571 (183 amino acids)
Source: RefSeq, a predicted model, not a curated record